Molecule: messenger RNA, 1603 nt
Organism: Lycium barbarum (goji berry)
Lineage: Eukaryota; Viridiplantae; Streptophyta; Magnoliopsida; Solanales; Solanaceae
Product: F-box protein FBW2-like
Exons: 4
Coding region: 396-1361 (321 amino acids)
Source: RefSeq, a predicted model, not a curated record
AUUCCCAAUACUCCUUUACAUUUUUUAUUUUACCAUUACAAUUACCCAUUGCUUUCUGAGAUGUUUGUUGCACUUUUCACUUUCACAUGUUCCUUUUUUAUUUUUUCUCCUGUUAUAUCAAAUCUUGUCAUAUCAAGUCUCUUAUUGUUUCUUUCUUGUACCUAAACACUUAACAAAACACCCCCUUUUAACUGAAAUAAAACUCACAUUCUUUUACCCCUUUAUUUUAGGCGGAUAAACCGGUGUCAUUUCAUAGAUCCAAUACUACAAAAUAUUCUAGGGUGUUGGUUGAUUUGAGCAUUUUAACUCAACUGGGAAAUGGUGAUUUGUGUAGCCAGUUGAAUCUCAUUUGAUUUAGUAUAUUCUGUGGCAAUAUGGAUAGAUAAAGCAAAUCAAUGGAGGAGAGUUUUGAGUUCCGUCGGUGGGAUGAAUUAAUUCCUGAUGCACUUGGGCUGAUAUUUAGAAAACUUCCACUUCAAGAGGUUUUAACUAUAGUCCCAAGGGUUUGCAAGUCAUGGGGAAAAGCAGCAAGGGGUCCUUAUUGUUGGCAAGAGAUUGACAUUGAGGAAUGGAGCAAAAAUUGCUGCCCUGAUAACCUUGAUCGGAUGCUUCAAUUGCUUAUUACAAGAAGCUCCGGUUCUCUUCGUAAGCUCUGCGUUUCCGGUCUCUCCAGGGAACAAAGCUUCUUGUUCAUUGGAAACAAUGCCAAAUCUCUGCAGAUGUUGCGGUUGCCAAAAAGUGAAAUAGGUGAUUCUGUUGUGGAACAAGUUGCGGGAAUGUUAUCGAACAUUACAUUUUUGGAUGUAAGCUACUGCAUAAAAAUAGGAGCCAAAGCCCUUGAAGCCAUAGGGAAGCACUGUAAAUGUCUCACUGGUUUGCGACGAACAAUGCAUCCCCUUGAGGUUAUUAACAAAAUCUCCCAAGACGAUGAAGCCCUUGCAAUAGCCACUACAAUGCCAAAUCUUAAGCAACUCGAGAUUGCCUACAUGUUGGUUGGUACUACAAGCAUAAUCGAGGUCCUUAAAAGCUGCAGACAUCUUGAACUACUGGACGUAAGAGGUUGUUGGAAUGUGAACCUUGACGGAAAUUUUGUGAAGAAAUUUAAUCGGGUAAAGGUGGUCGGUCCCGUUGUCGUAGAUUGCUAUGAUAGGAAUGGCUGGGACAAUUGCUCUGAUUAUUCAAGUUCUUCUGGCUAUGUACCAUGGGAUUUUGUGGCUGGUGAUGUGGACGACGAUGAUGACUUUGAUGAGAUGUCGGAUGUGUAUUGGGAAGAUGAUCAAGAUAUUGAGGAUGUCGAAAUGUGGUUUUAUGAUGACUUAAAUGCUGUGGACUCUGGAUAUGAUUGGCCGCAAUCUCCUUGAGGUUUGAUGAUCAAAUUCUACUUAUUCAAUUUCCGAAGUUCUAAAAUACUUCUCUUCUCUAUGGUAAAUACUGCUUGUACUACUAUAUAUAUGAAAGUUUGCCUGCUUUCUUGUGUACCUUUUCCUGUUUCUUUUUUCUGUUUUAUUACUUUCCUGUUGUAAUUUCUAUUCAUAUAACAAAGAUUUCCAUUCCAUCUUCUUAAUCAAUUCAGUCUGCAAUUGUUUUUCGGGUUGCCAAGAUA